This is a messenger RNA of Drosophila melanogaster (fruit fly), 1296 nucleotides long. It is a transcript of the gene RpL37-1, whose product is annotated as ribosomal protein L37-1. Bases 114 to 395 code for a protein of 93 amino acids. Gene Ontology annotation, biological process: cytoplasmic translation; translation. Gene Ontology annotation, molecular function: structural constituent of ribosome. NCBI's taxonomy places the organism in Eukaryota, Metazoa, Arthropoda, Insecta, Diptera, Drosophilidae. Gene Ontology annotation, cellular component: ribosome. The transcript is spliced from 3 exons. The record is from RefSeq and is marked reviewed.
UUCUUCCCUUUUCUUUUUGCUGCGCUUCCGGAGAAGUCGUCUUUGCUAGAAGCCACGUGCUAAAUUUGUAGCUUGCAAGUUUCGUUCGAUUCUUAAACCGUUCGCCACGAGAGAUGACGAAGGGUACCUCCAGCUUUGGUAAGCGCCACAAUAAGACGCACACCCUGUGCCGUCGCUGUGGCCGCUCCUCCUACCACAUCCAGAAGUCCACUUGCGCCCAGUGCGGCUACCCCGCCGCCAAGUUGCGUUCCUACAACUGGUCCGUGAAGGCCAAGAGGAGGAAGACCACCGGCACCGGUCGCAUGCAGCACCUGAAGGUUGUGCGCCGCCGUUUCCGCAACGGAUUCCGCGAGGGCACCCAGGCCAAGCCCAAGAAGGCCGUGGCCAGCAAGUAGGAGGCUCUGUGUGUCCCAAGAUGUAUAUCCCACACCGGGCUAUAUGGACGGAGAUAGCAGCUGCUCCCUUAACCGCAGAUAACGACAGCCUCCAGUUGAUCAACGUGUACACACCAUCUAAAAUCCACUGAAAAUGGCCCCUCAACAUGGCUAAUAAAUCGCUCGAGCGCUAAUAAAUGAACGUUUUUUUUUAUUAAGUGAAACUGGUGAAUAUUUUUUUAUUGUUUGUGCAACAAAAGUGAAAUGUGACCGAAAAGCGAUCAAAAGAUAGCGUGUAAAUGGCCAAGAUCCAUAACCAAAUGCUUGUAGGGCUGAUUUCCUCGUGGUUUUCGCAAAAAUUGUUAGUGUUCGCUGGUAGUCGAAUACUUUUCCAGGGCAGGCUAUCCACGUAGCUUUUAUUGAAAACUAAAAAAGAACGCUUUAAUAAACGCAGUAUAGUCAGCUAUAAAAUCCAAGAGCUUCGGUAACUAAACCAAAAGCAUGGCAAUUCAUACCACAGCUCAAAUGUAAAUGAAAAUCGCUUUCUGUGCUAUAAAAACUUCUAAUUAGAAUAUAUCGUUUCCAAAAACAGAUUAAGAACCAUAUAAAUCGUUCAAAGUUGCGAAAAACGUGUUCUCGCCAUAAGAUGAUAGUUUCUGUUUACUAUGAAUUGUAAUUCUUUGUUUUUAAACGUAGCCCCAUAUAUGGUAAAACAUAUGAUAGAACUGCAGACACAACAAAAAUUAUUAACUAUAUGUGCCUUGCUUCGAUUUGUAGCAAUUGAAAUGGUUGCAGUUAGUACACGAGCAGUUAUUCUACAAUAAUUCAUAAAAAACACUUUAAAUUGCCAUUCUAAAAAUGAAAUAUAUAUCUGACAAGAUUCAACAGAAGCAAAACAGCAAACAAUGGCCAAAAUAUUGAC